Messenger RNA from Sitodiplosis mosellana (orange wheat blossom midge), 15464 nucleotides. RefSeq names its product protein dachsous (gene ds). The coding region runs from base 2255 to 12598 and encodes 3447 amino acids. Gene Ontology annotation, biological process: adherens junction organization; cell morphogenesis; cell-cell junction assembly. Lineage: Eukaryota; Metazoa; Arthropoda; Insecta; Diptera; Cecidomyiidae. Gene Ontology annotation, cellular component: adherens junction; catenin complex; plasma membrane. The record is from RefSeq and is a predicted model, not a curated record. The transcript is spliced from 14 exons. Gene Ontology annotation, molecular function: cadherin binding; calcium ion binding.
UACGGACAGACAUGCGAUUCGUUUGAUUCGCAUCGUAAGUGAAACGAUAUUCAAAUUUGUAAAAUCGCAAUAGUACUCGUAGCGAGGAGAAAAAAUACCAACAAUUGGAUUAUAUUUUUGUGCAAAUUGGAUUGAAAUAAUCACAUUUGAUUUGAAUCAAUCAAAAUCAACGUUAUGUGAAUAUGGAAAAAGACAUUGUUUGAUGUUGAAUCCAAAGUUUGAAGUGAAAUCCAGAGUUUGCGUUUUAUCACAACGAAAUUCGUUUGUUUUGUGAAAGUGUUUGUCAAGUGCAUUCAAGCCAAAGCAAACGAAAAGGCAAUAAAACAUUGAUAAAAAAAGACGAUUCAUUACAAAAGUCUAAAACGAUCCCAGGUUAAACCUUCAAAACAAACUAAGUGUAGAUGGUUAUUGUGCGGGCAAAGAAGAUAUUGAAGGGAAAAAACAAAGUUGUGGAUUUUUCCUGCUGGAAUUUUAAUUUCGAAAAUUAUUGUAAUUGCUUUCUGUGUGUGUGUAUUGUGUUGGCUUGGCUUGGCUUGGCUUUUAUCAACUCUUUUGACCCCAUAGUGAGAAGAAAUAAAGUUAAAUUUUAUUUUAAAUAAGAACAACGAUACUGGAUAAUUUAGCCAAUAAUUUCGCAAUUAAACUGCAUCGAACGACUGCAAUGAUCCGUUAACUAUUGUACACACACAGAAAAAAAACACACACGGGGCAACAAAAACAAACCAGCAACCACAACAACAAAACUCUGCACACACGGAGAUUGUUGCAUUGAGCGAGAGAAAGAAGCAGAUAAACGGCAACAAACAAGCCAACUAACCAACCAGCCAUCCAGCCAGCCAGCUCAGUCAAAGGCAGCGCAAGAGAGCUGAGCUCCAAAACGCGAACAAGACAGAUACCCAACCGACAACAACAACAAGUAACAGCCGAGUUACUUGAAGAGAUCGACGAACUGUUGUGUGUUCUUUCUCGCUCUGUGUCUGUGCAUAUCGAGGAAUAAUAAUAAUAAAGCAGAAAAAAAGGUACACACAACGUAAAUACGCUAUUUAAAAAUCUAUGUAAGAAAACAUUUUCAGCAUAGAGCCCGCGCGCAAUAGCAACGUGUGUACCGAAAGGAAAAGAAGAGGGAAAAAAUAUUGUGUGCAACAGAUCAUUUCAGUUUCUGUGCGCCUUUUUUCCGCCAAUUUCAGUGUGCUAACAUCGCUUAAUAUCGCUAUUUUUAAGGUGAAGUCGAAUCGGCAUCGAGCGCAAGCAAGAGAUAGAUAACAAACGAGCGAGUGUGAUCGAGAAAACCGAAGCGCAAAGAAAAAAAAAAAACAGAACAAAAAUUUGUGUGUUAUUGUUAAUGUGUAUACGGUGCGAUUAGUUAGCAUUUACAUGAUCAAAAAGUGCACACGCGUUGUAUUCUUGUUUUGCGAAUUAAAUUGUCUACAUAUCGUGAAUUCUAGUUUUUUUGAUUGUUGUUUUUGCUGUUCGUUUGACUUAAAAAUUGCAUCCAUCGAUAAAUAUCUUGGGCCGACGAAAAUUUAAACGUGUCUCGGUGAACAAAUCAAUUUUGUGGUUUAUUUCGGAGUGUACGAAGAGGAAAAAAAGUGAAUGGUCUUCGAAAAAAAAACGAUCGGCAAAAAAGAGAGAAUAAUCAGUGCAUUUGUGAGAAUUGUGAAGCGAGUCAACGGAAAAAAAAAAUUAUUUUCAUAUCGAGACAAAGAGAUUCCAAUGAUACAAACGUGACUCGCAAGAAAUGGUUGUUCGUUUAAGUGCUUGCACCUAAAUCUUUUGUACGAUUGAAUGACAACAAAAACCAUAACAUAUUGCAUUUGGAUACGCACACAUACAAAACAAAACCGGGAAAUUUUAAGUGCCUUGCAAAAAAAUAAAAACAGAAGAAAGAAGACAGAUUAAGGAUCGAAACGAUAUUGCAGGCGCCAUUUAAAUCUCUUUGAACGAACGAUCAAUCGAAAGACAUCAACGAUCCAACGGAUGACGGCCACUUACUAACGGCGAACAAGAGAGUGAACGCUGCGACAGCAAGUGGACAAAAACGAGCGAGAGUACCGAAGAGUAAGCGAUAUAGUGUGUGCGAGCGAAACCCAUUCGAAAUAAAUCAUAAAGCAUCGACACAGGGGUCAUUGAAACAGAACAUAGUAUAAUCUGAGGCAGCUAUAACGCGCAAUGGUUCAUUUACAUAAUUUUAAUCGGUGAUGAUAAAAAGCGGUGAGUUGCUGCUGUAUGCGUACACGUAGGUGAAAGAUAAAUUAUGGCAGCAUCCACGAAACAAACCACGACAACGGCAACAACGACGACGACGACGACAAAAAUGUUGUGUCUCAUUGGGAUGAGGCGACUAGUUUGGCUGUUGUGGUGGUCAAUGCUAAUGUGCAUUGCGUCGUCGGUCAGCCAAACAAUGGCCGAACAUGUAUGCGAAUUAGAAGUGUCAGAAGGCGUACCAAUUGGUUAUCAAAUCGGUUAUAUUGGCGAGUUUUUGCACGGUGUUGAUAGUGGCCCACCGUAUUUAAUCGUUCCGGUGCAAGGUAGUGCCGUCGAACCGGAUCUAUCCAUUGAUCAUACGACCGGUGAAAUAAGAACAAAAGUGCUAUUGGAUCGUGAAACACGGGCAUCCUAUUCAUUUGUCGCCAUUCCGAUUAGCGGCGACAAUAUUAAAGUGUUAAUUCGUGUACUGGACGAAAAUGAUAAUGCGCCUAUAUUUCCAUCGCCAUCGAUGAAUAUUGAAUUUCCGGAGAAUACACCGCGCGAUGUAAAGCGUACACUAAAUCCGGCACGUGACUUAGAUUUAGGGCGAUACAAUACGCAACGUUAUAAUAUUGUGUCGGGCAAUGUGAACAAUGCGUUUCGGCUGUCGUCACACCGUGAACGUGACGGUGUUUUAUAUUUGGACUUACAAAUCAAUGGAUUUUUAGAUAGAGAAACCACACCAUUUUAUAGUUUAGUGAUUGAAGCGAUUGACGGUGGUAAUCCACCGUUACGCGGUCAAAUGUCCGUGAAUAUAUCGAUACAAGACGUUAACGAUAAUACACCGAUAUUCAAUCAAAGCCGAUACUUUGCAUCGGUGCCGGAGAAUGCAACGAUCGGUACAAAAGUGCUUCAGGUGUAUGCCAGUGACAUUGAUGCUGGCCACAAUGGUUUAAUUGAAUUCUCAAUAAAUCGUCGACAAAGUGAUCGUGAGCAAAUGUUUCAAAUUGAUGGCAAAACCGGCAUCAUUUCGGUGAAUAAGCCAUUGGAUUUUGAAACAAAAGAGCUGCAUGAAUUGGUUGUGGUGGCCCGUGAUCAUGGUGAGCAACCGUUGGAAACGACGGCGUUCGUGUCCAUUUCGGUAACGAAUGUCAACGAUAAUCAGCCAAUAAUCAAUGUAAUUUUCCUGAGUGACGAUGCAACACCGAAAAUAUCGGAAGAUGCACAGCCGGGCGAAUUUGUGGCACGCAUUUCGGUAAACGAUCCCGAUUCAAAAACCGAAUACUCCAAUGUGAACGUUUCACUGAUUGGGGGUGAUGGACAUUUUGGUUUAACCACACGCGAUAGUAUAAUUUAUUUGGUAAUUAUUUCGUUGCCGCUGGAUCGUGAAGUGCAGCCAAAUUACACGCUGAGCAUCGUGGCUACCGAUCAGGGCAAUCCACCGUUGCACGCAUCCAAAACCAUUUAUCUGAAAGUAACCGAUUGCAACGACAAUGCGCCCGAAUUUGAAAAGGAAAUUUACCAUGCGAAUGUGAUGGAGGUAGCCGAUCCGGGCACAUCAGUUCUACAAGUGGCCGCAAUUGAUCGUGAUGAAGGCAACAAUUCGGUGAUUACGUACUCCAUAUUGGAUACACCGAAUACGCAUUCGGAUUGGUUUCAAAUCGAUCAAAACACCGGAUUGAUCACCACACGAACGCACAUCGAUUGCGAAACGGAGCCGGUGCCACAGUUGAUUGUGCAGGCACGAGACAAUGGUGUACCGCCAAUGUCAUCGACUGCAACGGUUUUCAUCCAAAUCCACGAUGUCAAUGACAAUGAACCGAUCUUCGAUCAAAGCUUCUACAAUGCCACGGUUAGCGAGAAUGAUCCAAAGGGCAAAUGUAUUUUAAAGGUAUCGGCAAGCGAUCCGGAUUGCGGUGUGAAUGCUAUGGUAAAUUAUACGAUUGGUGAUGGCUUCAAAAAGAUGAUGGAAUUUGAAGUGAAGCACACCACCGGCGAUAUAUGUAUUAGUGGUAUGCUGGACUUUGAAAUGCGGAGCUCAUAUGAAUUCCCGAUAAUAGCCACCGAUCAAGGUGGUUUGAGUACGACGGCCAUUGUUAAGAUUCAAGUAACCGAUUUUAAUGACAAUGCACCGAUAUUCUAUCCAACUGAAUACAAUGUAUCGCUACGUGAAGCAUCGACCGGCUCAUCGGCCAUCGUUCAAGUGGUGGCGUCCGAUUUAGAUUCUGAUCACUUUGGCGCUGUAACAUAUCGCAUCGUUAGUGGAAAUGAGGCGAGCAUUUUUCGCAUUGAUCGUGUGACGGGAGAGAUUUUUGUUAGCAAACCAAGUUUGCUGUCAAGCCGCACACAACCCCAUCAUAAAUUAAACAUUUCGGCCAGCGAUGGAGGCGGUUUGAGAUCAUCACAAAAUGCGGUCGUUUAUAUUAAUGUCAUUGAUUCGAUGCAUCGGCCUCCGAUAUUCGAGAAAACACGAUACACUUACUCGGUGAAAGAAGAUGUGGCUCGUGGCACAGUUGUCGGCUCGAUUUUAGCAACCAGCAGUGAUUCAGGAAGUCGCAGUAUAACAAAAUACUCAAUCUAUGGCGGUGAUCCGGACGGAUAUUUUAGCAUUGAUUCAUUGUCUGGCAAUAUUCGAAUUGCAAAUAAAUUGGAUCAUGAAACGAAAUCACAGGUUUUACUAAAUAUCCAAGCGAUAAGUGGUGAUCGGCCCGAUUAUGCACACACCCAAGUGACAAUCUACAUUGAAGACGUCAAUGAUAAUGCACCCGAAUUUGAAUCGAGCACGGUUCGCAUAUCAAUUCCGGAGAAUGUUGAACUGGGCACACCACUCUAUGCAGCCAAUGCUCAUGAUAAAGAUUCGGGCAAGAGUGGCACGGUUCGAUAUCGUUUGACAAAUGUUGAUGACAUGCACACCACAAAUACAAUUUCCUUAUCAUCAUCACUGUCAACGGGCGAUCGCAAAAGCAAUCCAAACCUAUUUAGCAUCGAUGCAGAAACCGGUCAUUUAACGUUGCUGCAUCAUUUAGAUUAUGAAACGGCUCAACGACACGCUUUGAUCGUCACUGCAUCCGAUUUGGGUGAGCCAUCGUUAACGGCCAAUUUGACAAUUUUAGUUGAAGUACAAGAUGUAAACGAUAACAGUCCAGCUUUUGAGCGCAACGAAUACUCAAUCAGUGUUAUUGAGUCGACACAAAUUAAUGCACAGGUUUUACAAGUAACCGCAACCGAUUUAGACACCGGUAACAAUGCACGGUUAACCUAUCGAAUUGUGAGCGGUUCGCAAAUGUUCCAACCAAGACAUGACGUUAAACAACGUUCCAAGAGCAGCAACACGUCGAAAGGAAAUAUGCAAGCGGCUGCAAAUAUUACCGACAUUUUUGGCAUGUUCCCAAACAAUGGUUGGCUUUAUUUGCGCAGUGAAUUAGAUCGCGAGAAAUGCGAUUACUAUGAUUUAACCGUUGUGGUGAAUGAUAAUGGCACACCUUCGGCAUCGGCCACAACUCACGUAAUUGUGAACGUACUGGAUGCGAAUGAUAAUGAUCCGGUGUUUAUGCAAGACUCAUACGAAUUUACGGUUGAUGAAAAUGCACGUCGCAAUACGGUUGUUGGUGUUGUUUCGGCCAGCGAUAUUGAUUUGGGAAUAAAUGCUGAACUCAAGUACAAUUUGAUUCCGGACAAUUCAAGCUUUCACGUAAAUCCAAAUACAGGUGAAAUAAUUACACGUGAAACAUUGGAUCGUGAACAGCAUGCGUCGUAUGAUUUCGUCGUGGAGGCUCGUGAUCAGGGAACACCGUCUCGAAGUUCGAGAGCUCAAGUGCGCAUCCAUAUCAAUGAUAUAAAUGACAAUGCCCCAGAAAUAGUUGAUCCACAAGAAGAUGUGGUGAGUGUACGGGAAGAGCAACCACCUGGCACGUACGUCGUUCGCAUUCGUGCAAUUGAUCGCGACAAUGGCUAUAAUGCCAGUAUCACGUAUUCAAUAUUAAAAGGACGUGAUUCGGACGGCUACGGAUUAUUUUCGAUCGAUUCAUCAACGGGCAUCAUACGAACUCGUGUCGCCUUAGAUCAUGAAGAGCGUAGUAUUUAUCGAUUGGCAAUUGCGGCAAAUGAUGGCGGCAAACCAUCGAAACAAACGGUGCGCUUACUUCGCGUCGAAGUGCUCAAUUUGAAUGACAACCGUCCAACAUUCACCAGCUCCAGUUUGAUUUACAAGGUUCGUGAAGAUGCGCCAAUCGGUUACAUUGUUGGUUUUAUUGGCAGCACCGAUCGAUCGGACUCCGAUAAUAUGAUCGCUGCGAAUCGUGUGCUUCAAGUGACGUACACACUCAAUUCCAUUUCGACGGAUGUCAUUGAGAAUGCAUUUGAUAUCGAUCGUAGUACUGGUUCACUGGUUGUUGCCCGCCAAUUGGAUCGCGAACAACAAAGUGAAUAUCGGCUUGAAGUGCGCGCUCUUGACACAACCGCCACAAAUAAUCCACAAAGUUCAGCAGUCAAUAUAAAAAUUGAAAUCAUCGAUCAAAAUGACAACUAUCCGCAAUGGCCACAAGAUCCCAUUGAAAUAAAAAUGGUGGAAAAUUCACCGAUCGGCAUGGCACUGUAUAAUUUUACAGCAACUGACCUUGAUCUCGGCCCAAAUGGUAAUAUUCAAUAUGAACUCGUCCAACAAAUGCCAUGGAAUCGAAAAACAUUCAGCGUUGAUCCUUUGACUGGCACCUUGACACAGCUGUUGCCCAUCGAUUACGAAGACUUGAACGAAUAUUUGCUGGUAGUUAAAGCAACCGAUCAAUCGACGAAUUUGAGCGAAAGAUUGAGUUCAUUGGUUACGGCACGCAUUUCGGUUGUUGAUGCUAAUGACAAUGGUCCAGUUUUUGUGUAUCCCAAUGCGGAUAAUGCAAUGAUUUAUGUCAGUGAAUCGUUGAGCAUCGGUGAUGUGGUCACACGAGUUAUUGCUAUCGACAAGGAUUCGAAUAACAACAGCCGCAUUUCGUAUAGCAUUAUUAGCGGAAACGAAGAAGGUCAAUUCGAAAUGAAUUCAAUGACGGGAACCAUAAAACUUCUUAAACCAUUCCUGGCCAAUGCAUCAAACGAAGUCAUUUCAACGGGCAGUGGAAUCAGUCGCAAACAUAAUCUCGUUAUUAGUGCCGCUGACAAUGGAUCACCCAUUCCACUCAGCACCCAAAUCAAUGCUCAGAUCUUUGUACAAGGCCUAACAACAAAUCCACCAAAAUUCAGUGAACCCAUUUACUAUGCCAACAUCUCGGAAAAUAUCCCAUUCGGCACAUUCGUUGCUCGUGUCAGCGCCAAAUCUUAUCACACUGAUUCAGGUCGAAGUCUGUUGUUUGAGAUACCGGCUGGUGUGGGAGACGAUGUGUUUACCGUCGAUUCGAGCCGUGGCAUUGUUACGACUCGUGGAUCAAUCGAUCGUGAAUCAAAAGAUGUCUACAUGAUCCCGAUUUAUGUGACCGAAGCGGCAGCCACUGAAUUUGGCAAUAGUUUUAGCUAUUCGAAAACAAAUCGAAAUGCAAUGACACUGUUUGAUGUGGCAACACUUGUAAUCAAAAUCAACGAUGUUAAUGAUCAUGCUCCUGAAUUCCGAACGGGUACCUGCUAUCCAUUGGCUGUGCCAGAAAAUCAUGAGGCCACCAUUAUUCACACAGUCGUCGCAACCGAUUUAGACGAUGGCUUGAAUGGUGACAUCAUUUAUACCAUCACAGGUGGAAAUUUCGGAAAUAGAUUCAGCAUCGACAUGCACACGGGUGAAUUGACAGCCGGUCCGUUGGACCGAGAACAGAAAGCACGUUAUCUGCUGCAAAUCACCGCACAAGAUCGUGGCUCACCAAUCACAUAUCAAGGCACAUGCAAUAUUUCAAUCGCUGUUGAAGAUCAAAACGAUUCCAAUCCACACUUUGAACUGUCCAAGUACACGGUCACGGUGGCUGAAGACGUUGCCAUCGGUACACCAAUACUGACAGUCAAAGCUACCGAUGCCGACAUUGGAUCGAAUGCACAAAUCGUCUACUCAUUGGCUAACGAAACGGAUUGGCUGUUUAGUGUGGACAAUCGCAGCGGUGUUAUUACAACGACAGGUGCUUUGGAUCGGGAAAAGACGCGUGUAUUUAAUUUCAUGGUUGUAGCCACUGACGGUGGUUUGUAUGAUGCACGCGAGCAAAGUGUUCCCGUUCAAAUUGUGAUUGAGGACGUCAAUGAUAAUGCUCCAAUAUUUGAGAAGUAUCCAUUCAAAAAUCAGAUUUCCACAUUUGUGCAGCCCGGCCAAAAAUUGAUCCAGGUUUCAGCAACGGAUAUUGACGAAGGUGCAAACGGUGAAGUUGUAUACAGUUUGGCUAGCGAUUCAAUGAAUGACAAAUUUCGACUGAAUCCCAGCACUGGCAUUUUAACGGCUACAAAAAGCCUUUCCGAGGACAAUGGACGUUUGAUUCAUUUGAAAAUUGUUGCACGAGACAAAGGGAAUCCACCACAAAGCACAUUCGGUUUUAUUGAGCUACGUGUCGGUGAUGUUGCAUCGGAUUACCCAAGUUUACACUUUCAAAAUGAAUUGUACCCAGUGUCGCUCAUGGAAAAUGUACCGCACGGUCAUACCGUUGUACAAUUGAAUGCGGUACGAAGCGAUGGUCGACGUCAAAAGAUAAUUUAUAGCAUUGAAAGUGGCAAUGAUAAUGGUGCAUUCGAGAUUGAUGCAAAAACCGGCGAAAUCAAAGUAGAAAAUUCAGCGAGCCUCGAUUACGAAGAUCGUAAUAAACGCGGUAUUCAUUUGGUUGUUGUUGCACACACCGACACAGCGCCCAUUCUCUAUGGCUACUGUACGGUUGUGGUUCAUUUACAAGAUGAAAAUGAUAAUGCGCCACGAUUUACACAGCGACAGUACGAGGCGAGCGUGUGGGAAGGCAAUAACAAAGGUACAUUUGUGAUGCAAGUCAAAGCGUUUGACAUCGAUGAGGGAGCCAAUUCACGUGUACUAUAUCACAUUGUCGAUGGGAAUCAUGAUAAUGCUUUUGUCAUUGAGCCCGCGUUCAGUGGCACCGUUAAAACGAAUAUCGUGCUUGACAGAGAAAUCCGUGAUAUGUAUCGAUUGAAAGUGAUUGCCACCGAUGAAGGAGUACCACAAAUGACGGGCACUGCAACGAUUCAUGUGCAUAUCAUCGAUGUGAACGACAAUCAACCAACAUUUCCACCGCACAACGUCAUCAAUAUUGGCGAAGGCACUGAACUUGGUACCGUACUAACGAUCGCAUCGGCUAACGAUGUUGAUACUUAUCCAUCAUUGGCUUAUUCAUUCGAUGAGGUUCACACCGACGAAGAUGCACUCGCUCUGUUUGCCAUCGAUCGCUUUAGUGGUAAGGUUUUGCUGAAACGACCAUUAGACUAUGAAAUGCGACAGGAAUACCAAUUGAAAAUCCUCGCAUCCGAUACAAAGUACACGGCACAAUCAACACUUACCAUUCACAUUGCCGAUGAAAAUGAUAACGCACCCGAAUUCACACAACUGAUGUAUCAAACAACGAUUUCAGCAAAAUCGUCGAGUGGAAUAAUUGAAGUGAUGAAAGUGAACGCAACUGAUUUGGAUAGCGAGAAAAAUGCCGGUCAACGAUACUCUUUGGUGAAACCAGUGCCUGGCUUCUACAUUGGCGAAACAACUGGCAUCAUUUCGGCGAAUGCAAGCCAAGUUAAUAAACUAUCAACAAACGAUGUACAAUUCUCUGUAAUGGCCACUGAUUCCGGCAUUCCAAUGCUCAAGUCAACGGCUGCCGUUCGAAUUAAGGUCAUUCCGAACAAUUUGGUGAAACCGCAUUUCAUUCAAAAUCAAUAUCGAUCAACAAUCAUGGAGAGUGCCGAAUUGGGAACGGUUUUGCUUAAGCUGACAGGUGCUGAUCAAAUCGAAUUAGACUCAAAUCAAAAUACCGUAUACCAAAUCAUAUCUGGAAAUGACAAUGAUACCUUCGACAUAAUCCAGCCGAAUAAUGCUUUGGUGUUGGUGAAGCAGCUGGAUCGCGAGACAACUCAAUCGUACAAUUUACGUUUGGCGCUGAAUGACGCUGAAAUUCCAAAUCAAAUGGACGAUAAUACAACAAUCAUAAAUGUGUUUGUAUCGAUUGAGGAUGCAAACGACAAUGCACCAGUGUUCCAAACGGAGAACUACGAAGUUGUGGUCAGCGAAGCGGUUCCACUAAAGUAUUCGAUCGCAAAGAUCAUUGCAACCGAUGGUGACUUGGAAAAUACACCAAAUUCGGAGAUUGUCUACGACAUCACGUCUGGCAAUGACGAUGGAUUGUUCAGCAUCGAUUUGAUUAGUGGCGUGCUUUUGGUGAACAAAAAAUUGGACUACGAUCAAGGCCAUACGAAUUACAGUGUGGUAAUUCGAGCCUGUGACAGCGGAGUGGUUGCUCUGUGCAACAUUUGCCAAUUCAACAUCACGCUAACCGAUGAAAAUGACAAUGAGCCACACUUUGCCGUUUCAGAAUAUGUGGAAUUUGUUGCUGAAAAUGAACCGAUUGCCGUGAGUGUGUUCACUGCUCGUGCCGUUGAUUUGGACAAAGGGAAAUAUGGCAAGCUAAACUAUUCGAUUGAGUCCGCAUCGGCAAUUGGUCAAUCGGAUGUUGAUGAAGCAUGGAAACUGUUCAAAAUCGAUCCAAUCACUGGAAUCGUCAUCACCAAUGCGGUCUUUGAUUAUGAACAAAAGAAUCGUUACACAUUUGCCAUCAAGGCAACCGAUGUUGGUGGUAAAUCGGCCUACGUAAAAGUUCACAUCAUGAUCGAUAGUCGAGACGAAUACAGUCCACAGUUCACCGAACGAACAUAUCGAUUUGGUUUGGCUACACCAGAGUUGGAUACACUGCCAGUUGGGUAUAUCGUAUUUUGUUGUGUUCUUGCAACGGAUCGUGACAAAGGGCCAGAUGGUCGGGUUGUUUACCAACUGACAACACAACACCCAUACUUUAAGAUCAACCGAACGACCGGCGCCAUUAUGAUCAAGCGCAAGCUGAACAAUGCGGCCGCUACAUUGGAAGCGGGUCGUGAUAUGAGUUUGGUUGUAACGGCUUCAUCGGGUCGUCAAGGUUCAUUGACAAACAUGACUGUUGUUGAAAUCGCAUUGGAUGCCCUAUCCAAUUUGAGUACGAAUCAAGCAAGCACGAUUAAUUCGGGCGGUGCAAAUGACAGCGGUAUCGCUGAUUGGGCACUUGGGCUGUUGAUUUCAUUGAUUUUGGUGUGCAUUUCAUUUGGUGCCGUAUUUUUGUUCUUACACUUCAAAAAUCGACGACACAAACAAGUGAUCAAGCCAAAUUUGAGCUCUGAAACGGUUGGAAAUACGAACAGCUACGUCGAUCCAUCGGCAUUUGAUACAAUUCCAAUCCGAGCAAAUGCCAGUGUCAACAACUCUGGACCAUUUGCGCCACCGAAAUACGAUGAGAUUCCACCGUGUUCGCACAGUUCGCGUUCGAAUAAUGCGACAACAUCCGAGCUUUCGGGAUCACAGCAAUCCGGUUCAAGUGGAAGAGGUUCAGCCGAAGAUGAUGGUGAAGAUGAGGAAAUACGAAUGAUCAACGAAGGACCAUUGCAACGAGAUAAUGGAAUGCACAUGGAGAAUGGUCGUCAAUCAGACGUUUCAGUACAAAAUACACAAGAGUAUUUGGCUCGAUUAGGUAUUGUAGAUAAUAAUUUAACUGCCGGAGCAUCGACAUCGUCACGUGUAGGCAGCACAAAAGAUGCAAUUUUACAUCACACACUGCCAAUCGAUUCGUUGCACAUGUUCGACGAAGAUUCGCAUCACAAUGACAUCACGAAUUUGAUUUAUGCGAAAUUGAACGAUGUUACGGUGGGCAGUGAUAGAGCGAGUUGUGUGGAUGAGGCCGCAACGACUGCAGGCAGCAUUGAUGCGGCCGUUGAUCACAUGAUGAGCGGAUAUCCGGUGGUAGCUGGAAAUCCAGGCCCAUCAAUGAACGGUUCGCUAAGCUCAAUCGUUCACAGUGAAGAAGAGCUCACGGGCAGCUACAAUUGGGAUUAUUUACUCGAUUGGGGCCCUCAGUAUCAACCAUUAGCACAUGUUUUCUCGGAGAUUGCAAGACUGAAAGACGAUACGUUGUCACUGCACAGCGGGAACAGUGGAGCGAGCGGUAAAAGUAAAGCAACACAACAUCCGAAACACAUUCCACCGCCGUUGCUCACACACAUCGCACCACGAUCAGUGCUUACCACACGAGGCAACAGCAGCCACACAGGCUCUGUAAAUCAGUACCUUUUACCAAGAUCACCAAUCAGCCAUGAUUCAAUCGCUGGCUUUAGCACAUCAUCCGCCAUGUCACCCUCAUUCUCACCAUCACUGUCACCAUUGGCAACACAGUCACCAUCAAUUUCACCGCAUGUCAGCAACCUACCCACAUCGCAUCGCAAAAUAUGCUAGUGAUCAUUCGUUUUGUACAUAUGAAAUACAUGAGCCUUGUACAUUUUCCAACAAUAGAAAAUAAAAGAAAUUCAAACAAAAUGAAACAAAUGAAUUUUAAACGAAAACGACGGAAGAUGGAAUUUAGAAGAAAUGCGAGUGACAAAAAUAACAAGUUUACCGUAAUUAGUAAUUUAAAAUGCAAUCUGUGACACAACAAAAUCUAUUGUAUAGACAAGUUUCUGAAUUCAAUUUAAAAGCAAAUGGUGAAUUGAGGCCAAUUACGUCUCUUUGCAUUGAGAGAGCAAAAUUUAUAGGCAAAAAAAUCGAUAGUGAUUUAUUUAAAUGAAGAAAUAUACAACUUAAUCAAAUGUGCCGUCAUUGUAAAUAGACAAUCAAUGUUUAGUCAGUAGAAAAAUGAAUUAUUGAAGUAGAAUCGAGUUUAUAUACAAAUUAAAAUUUAGCUCGUAAUAGAUUUUAUUCGUAGACCCAUCACAUUUAUCGCUAUAAGACUGGUAAAUAUUAGUAUGACAAUAUAGAAAAGAAAAGAAAAACAAAUGAAACAUUUACCUUCAUCCAUGCAUUUUUUCAUUUUACAAUAAUUAAAGUGAAAAACAAAACAACUAGACAACAUAGAUUUGCCAUUAGGUUUAAGAACAAUUGGAACAAUAUGCGACGACAACAAUCAGUGAAAAUUUCCGCUUGAAACAAUUUCAGUUUCUUCUUGAUUUUCAUUGAGGCGACAAUUUUUUUUCUUCUAAUAAAAUUAAAGAUUUCCUUCAUCGAAGCUGCAAAUCUAAUGACAAAUUAAUUUAUGCAAUUAGAAUUAAGCGAUUUUUUUACAUUUAUUUUUUAAAAGGAGAAAGAACGAAGAGAAAAUUGUAUAAAAAAGUGUAAAUGUGUACAAAUAAAGUAAAACAAGUCCGUUGCCAUCUAUUUUUAAUAAAAGUAGAUUUUGCAACUUUUUAAUAAAUAAAAAAGGCACGUGGUUUUAUUUCGGAAACUUUUUCUUUCAGUGGCUUUCUCAGGAUUUUGCAGACAAUUUUGUUGACAUCCAUGAGGUUAAUCGGCAGAAUCGCCAUGAACUUUCGAAAGUAAAGAAGAUGAUGAAGAUACAACAUCGUUUUGUAUAACACCGGAUGGAAUGGGAUUAGAUGGCGGUGCUGGAACCAUAUCCACAUCAUCGCUGACUGCGGAAGACUUUUCUUUUAUUUCCCAAGCACAGCUACGAAUCCGUGCAGUGUGGUCAAGAGUUCGGCAUAAACUCCUAACUUAAGUCCACCAUCUUACCUUAUUCUAAAAAUAUCAGUUUUUUCCGCUCUACUGUGAGCCGCGUUUCGUAUUCAGCGUUUCCGGCGGCGACUCCCAUUUUGUUCGGCAGCUUUGGAACACGCAAAACGCGCUCCAUGUCAGAUUGAGUUGAAACUAUUGACAAUCGUUCAACAGCCCCGCAGUUGACAUAUCGAUCAUCAUUUUUCCGUCCCAGUGAUGUACAAGACCUUUUUCCACGGAGAACUAUAAACACAAUCAAACAGUAGAAACAAAAUGUACAUCCAGUAACUAUGAAAUUUAGUGUGAUCUUCUCCAAAUACCUCAACAUUUUGCAAGAAAUGCAUGGCAAUUUCUCCAUGAUAUUUUGUUCGAUUUCUUCUCAGCGACGAAUAGUUCAAAACAGGGUUUGAAUUUUCCCAUCCGCUCGAUAGAGUCUCCAUCGAUUCAAUCGAAAGAGUUUUUCUAAAGAGACUUUUUCAAAAGAAUCUUUGCGAAAAUUCGCAAUGUUCUGCUACAAAUUAUGGCUUUAAAUUAUAGUCAAAUGAUUGGUUUUGAUUUAUAUUUUAAUACUAUAGUAUAUUUAUAGCUAUAAAGAAAGAAAAACUAAAAAAACUCAUUUAUUUGAAAUUUUAUUAAAAUAAUUGAUUUCAUUUGAUGCAUAUUUUGACAGAUCGAGUCAAACAAAAUCGCCUUACUCAAAAACUGUAUGCAUUUUAAACCUCUAAUGCAUUAAUUUUUCCCAGGGCUCCGGAGUACUGGUACUUGGUUGAUCUUUGGCCAUAUAUAAUUAAUAAAAUAUUCAUAAUCCGAUGGAAUCCUCAUGGUUUAGUCAGAAAAUGCGAUUGACAUAAAUCAGAGAACAAUCAAAUCCAUUGUUUAAAAGUGUCAAAAAUUUGUCUAAUUUGGAGUUCGAAUAAUUUAUUUUGUCAAUUUUUUUGUUUUUGCAUACAUUUUUGUUUAUAACUUUAGAAUCACACUACAUAGACAAAUAUAUUGCCAAAGACAAAAAUAAAGAGAAAAUAUUGACAAAUAAAAAUUCCCUUCAAAGCAAUGUGAUCCGAUGUACGGUUUUCGUUCUACAGGCGUUCAAAUGUUGCCCGUCUAGAGGCGGUUGUAUGCAUGAGAGGGUAAGGAAAGUGUUUUUUCUUUCUACAUUUUUCGAAUUUUUGAUGCCAAACUUAUUUUUUUUGAGUUCAACUUUUGAAAACUGAUUAGCGUUUCUGAAAAUCCGGUUUUGGCCGUCAACACAAGUGAUGAUAGUCGUGUGUGUGUAUCAAUUCAACUUCGUUUAAUGAUAAAGUAAACUCCAUUUAAUUAUCCGAUUUCAAUGAUUUAAUGCUUGCAGUAAAUCUAAAAUUCAACCAGAUAAAUUCGGUAUGCAAAUACAUAUCACUCAGACCCAUUCAGAGAGUAAAUAAUUUCAUCAAAUGCAAUGAAAAAAGUACAUUAUCUCGCUGUGCGCUGCCAAUUUGUCUCGGCGAUUUUUUAGUCAUCAUUUGGAGAUUUUUUCUUUCAAAGAUAAAAAAUAGUUCUGUUCCAAAAAACUGUUGUCUGUUUUUUUUCUCUUGAAUUCUCAAGUGUCAGUAAAACAUUCCUAAGACAUUCAACUUUCAUC